Molecule: messenger RNA, 795 nt
Organism: Emiliania huxleyi CCMP1516
Lineage: Eukaryota; Haptophyta; Isochrysidales; Noelaerhabdaceae
Exons: 3
Coding region: 17-766 (249 amino acids)
Source: RefSeq, a predicted model, not a curated record
AGGUCCGCACUGAGAGAUGCAGCGAGAGCGGUCGACCUCGUCGGACGACGACAAUCCCACUCUCACGCCCCACAAGAGGCAUCGCGGGGGCGCCCGCCCGCGGGUUGUAUACUCCAAGUCGUACAAACUCCAAGUCGUGCGCGAAGCGCUGACGAAGGACCCGCGAGCGAGGAUCAAGCCGACUUGCCACAACCACCCUGGCGUGGGUCCGGCGCAGCUCAGGAAGUGGAUCAAAAAGAAGGACACCCUCGAGGUUCAGGCGAGGCUGGAGCGGCAGGUGCUCAAAUGUCGCGACGACCGCGAGUACCUUCGCACCGUCGCGCUGACUGGGCUCGAGACGCGAGGCGGCGGCGGCGGUGGAGUUUCCGAGCCCCAGGCUGCUCCUCUCCCGUCGCGACGGGCGGCCGCCGCAGUGACGCCGCAAAAGCUCGGGGCCCACUCCUGCAUGCCUGUCGCCCUGGCCACCACUGCUGCUGCACCAUCCGCUUCGGCGCCCUGGCACGUGGUGCAGGCGUUUCCGUACCCGAUGAUGCCGUCGCCGCAGCUGGCGCCUGUGCAUGCGCCUCUGCUGGCUCCAACGAGGGCGGCCUGGAUGAUGCCCCAGAUGGCGGCGCGGCCCACCCCCUCCGACAUGCUGGAGCAGAUCAUCAUGCCGUACCCGCUUCACCACCAGCUCGAACUUCCUGACCCCGCCGACGAGAUCCCCCUCGCGGCGGCCGUCGUCGAGUACCCGUUCCCCAGCCAGCUCCCCGCCGUGCGCGCCUGAAGAGCACGCGCGAGGCCGAGAGCAGCGCG